This is a messenger RNA of Aspergillus pseudotamarii, 3360 nucleotides long. Its product is annotated as high-affinity nickel-transport protein-domain-containing protein. Bases 1 to 3360 code for a protein of 1119 amino acids. The record is from RefSeq and is a predicted model, not a curated record. Gene Ontology annotation, biological process: nickel cation transmembrane transport. Gene Ontology annotation, molecular function: DNA binding; DNA-directed DNA polymerase activity; nickel cation transmembrane transporter activity. Gene Ontology annotation, cellular component: plasma membrane. Lineage: Eukaryota; Fungi; Ascomycota; Eurotiomycetes; Eurotiales; Aspergillaceae. The transcript has 9 exons.
AUGCGGGAAACGUCUCCUCCCAGCUUCUCGGAGGCCAUGUCAGACUCCCAGGGGGUCGAGACAAAGAGCAAAUGGACGCCGAAAUCACUCAUUCGACAUGCAGAGCGCUCCCAUAGUCGCAUACCGGGAGUUCGCAAAAUCCCUUUUCCUGCUCUUGCUAUCAUAUUAUUCAUUGCAUUCAUCAAUAUCGCGGUAUGGAUUGCGGUUGCUGUUGUUCUGGUAUGUUACUCCCGAUCGUCUCUGGUCUCUAAUGCCGUUCUUGCGUACACCUUAGGGUUGAGGCAUGCCUUUGAUGCUGAUCAUAUCUCAGCUAUCGAUUUGAUGACGCGUAGGCUGCUAGCCACGGGCCAAAAACCGGUCACCGUGGGAACCUUUUUCUCCCUGGGUCACUCAACCAUUGUCAUCGUCACAUCUAUCGUUGUGGCUGCCACUGCAGCCGCCGUGUCGUCCCGCUUUGACAGCUUUAGUACUGUCGGCGGAAUUAUUGGCACGUCCGUCAGUGCCGCUUUUCUCAUCUUGUUAGGUCUCAUGAACUUCUAUAUCCUGUAUAAACUGUACAAACAGAUGCAAAAAGUUUUAGACCUCCCAGAGGGCCAAGAAGAUGAAGCAUGGAAGAUUGAAGGAGGCGGAGUCCUGUUCAAUGUACUCAAACGGAUGUUCAAAUUGAUUGACCGCCCUUGGAAGAUGUACCCGCUUGGUAUUCUUUUCGGUCUUGGAUUCGAUACAUCUUCGGAGAUAGCUCUCCUUGGUAUUUCCUCUGUUGAAGCUGCGCGGGGCACAGAUUUCUGGGUCAUUCUGAUCUUCCCGAUCCUCUUCACAGCUGGAAUGUGCCUCCUCGACACCACUGACGGGGCCCUCAUGCUCUCGCUAUACAUUCAGCCCGCUGCUAACUUCCUCCCACCAAAGGAAGGCAGCUCUACCGCCGAGACGCCACUUAUAGGUGAAGAUCACGAAAUUCAGCCCUCACAGAACCACCGCGACCCUAUCGCGUUCUUGUACUACUCUAUCGUGCUAACCUGCUUGACUGUCGUCGUUGCUAUCGUGAUCGGUGUCAUUCAGCUUCUCACUCUGGUGCUCAACGUCGCUGAGCCCACGGGUAAAUUCUGGGAUGGGGUGCAGACAGCCGGAGACUACUACGAUGCUAUUGGUGGUGGGAUCUGCGGGUUAUUCAUCAUCAUUGGUGGUCUAAGUGUUGCCGUAUACAAGCCAUGGAGGAGAUGGGUUGCGAGAAGACACGGAAAGACCAUUGUGACGGACGAAGAGGGAAACCGUGACAAUGUCGCAGCACCAAGAAGCGAGACUCCUAUUCUGAGUGAAGAACGGGGCGGCGCGUCCGGUGCUAACUACGGUGCUGUCAGUAAGAAGGCUGCAUCUCAGACAAACUUCUCCACCUGUCCGACUAUCUUCGUGCUGCCUACUCAUCUCAGUCUGGAAUCACUGCAUCAAAUAGAGGAGAGUCUUGUCAGUCGAGACGCAAGCCUAACCUACGAUGUUUCCGAGGCGAGAUUGAUUCUCGGCAAAAUCGGACAGAAGAAACGGGCCGCUCUGGAGCUAAGAUCCCGCGGUGUAUGGACAGAGGACCUUGACCUUUCGACUUCAACAGUCUUAGCGAAGAGAGGUGGCAUCCAUGAACCCACUCCGCGACCUGUGGAAGUCGUCACGGAGGUGGACGUGGUUGAUCUCAGUACGGAGACGGAGAGUGAAGAGGACGGCGUGCGAAGCAAACAUGGCACCGGCAAACAUUUAAAGCGACCGAGACCAAGGUCCGUAUCAACUGAUCGGUUAUCAGUCGUAUCAGGUCAUUCAGGUUCGGGGGAGGGAGCAGACAUACUCCGAGUUGUCCGCUUAGAAUGGUUAGACCGAUGUGUUGAAGCAAAAGAGCUUUUGCCCUUUGACCCGUAUGUGGUAUACGAAGCUCGCAAGGUCGAGCGCCCUGCCACUAAACCGAACGUCACAGAGGCAGGAGGCUCUCAGGCAAGCGAUAUACUACAAAGGGCAAAGAAAGACACCCUUCUCAAGCCACCCCCGGCACCAUCUAACCGGUUUUCUCGCCGAACACACGAAGCACCAUCUAGCCAACAUCGCCCACCAAAACUAUACCGACAGACUACAUCCGAAAACGAAGAAAUGGCCCCCUUGCCACCAGCCCCAGGCUGGGUCAAGAACCAUACCCUAUACGCCUGCAUGCGAUCCGCGCCUCUCCACCCACCCAACGAAAGAUUCAUCAAUCAAUUAGUCAAAAUCCGUAAAAUCCGAGAGCUGACACUCGACGAAAUUGGCGUGAGAGCUUAUAGCACCUCCAUUGCAUCAAUAGCCGCCUACCCGUACGAAUUCCGCCGUCCAUCCGAAAUCCUCACCCUACCGGGUUGCGAUACCAAGAUCGCCAACCUCUUCGCUGAAUACCAGCAAAGCGAAGAUGGCACCAUCGAAGCUGCGACGGUACUAGACACAGACCCGGUCCUCAGAGUCCUAAACGAAUUCUACAAUAUAUGGGGCGUAGGUGCCAAAACAGCCCGUGACUUCUACUACUACCGCCAAUGGCGAGAUCUAGACGACGUAGUCGAACACGGCUGGAACAGCCUCUCCCGCGUGCAGCAAAUCGGCGUGAAAUACUACGAUGAGUUCCUGCAGGGUAUCCCUCGCCACGAAGUUGAGGACAUUGCCAAGAUCAUCCAUCGUCACGCUAAUCUCGUCCGUCCAGAUGCCCGAUACGACGGCCGUGGGGUUGAAUGUAUCGUGGUGGGUGGGUAUCGACGUGGGAAGGAGGCCAGCGGUGAUGUUGAUCUUGUCCUGUCUCACCGUGAAGAGUCCGUAACGAAGAAUCUGGUCGUCGAUAUCGUCGGUAGCCUCGAAUCAGAAGGCUGGAUCACACAUACUCUAGCCUUGCAUAUGACCACAUCAAAUCGAGAUCAACAGACUCUACCCUACAAGGGAGACGAUACAGGGAAACACUUCGACAGUCUAGACAAAGCGCUUGUCGUAUGGCAAGACCCGAACUUCGAUGACGACUCAGACCCCACUCCAUCAUCUGAUGCAGAUGCUGAAGAACAAUCUCGCCAGAAACGGAAACGUAACCCUAACCCCCACCGCCGUGUGGAUAUCAUCAUAUCCCCCUGGCGCACCGUCGGAUGUGCCAUCCUCGGCUGGUCGGGCGAUACUACCUUCGAACGGGAUCUGCGCCGAUACGCGAAGAAAUCACGGGGAUGGAAAUUUGAUUCCAGUGGGGUUAGGGAACGUACCACUGGAGGACAAGUGAUUGAUCUUGAGCGGGAGGGGAGAACGUGGGAAGAAAGGGAGAGACUUGUUAUGGAGGGCUUGGGGGUUGGUUGGAGGCCUGCUGGGGAGAGGUGUACAAGAUAG